AUGUCGAGCUUUCGCUAUCGCCCCGAAAUUCUCGAGGGCGUCCCGGAGCGUCUCACCCAGAAUCUCAAGCAAUUCGAGGACUGGUUUGUUCUAGACGCAGCCGAACUCAAGAAGAUCACAGAUCAUUUCGUUGCAGAGCUUGAAAAGGGAUUGACCAAGGAAGGCGGGAAUAUCCCAAUGAACGUCACAUGGGUUAAGAGUUCUCCCAGCGGUCGUGAGUUGGGACGAUUUCUAACACUGGACAUGGGCGGGACAAACCUGCGUGUUUGCGACGUCACGCUCUCGGAACAAAAGGGGGAUUUCGAGCAGACACAGCGAAAGUUCAAGCUGCCGCAGGAGGUCAAAUCCGGGACAGGCGAAGAGCUUUGGGAUUUUGUUGCGGAUCGCUUGAAAGAUUUUCUGGAAGAGAAUCCGACUGGCGCUCAAGAUAAUACCUCUGUGCCUCUGGCUUUGACGUUCUCCUUCCCGGUCGACCAAAAGAAUAUUCGAAGCGGAAUUUUGCAGCGCUGGACGAAGAAAUUCGAAGUCUCGGGCGUGGAGGGCGAGGACAUUGUUCCUCAGUUGGAAGCUGCCUUGGCGAGAAAAAAUAUUCCCGUUGAUGUUGUGGCGUUGAUCAACGAUACAACCGGAACCAUGAUUGCCUCGCACUACCGUGAUCCUCAAAUCAAGAUUGGCAGCAUCUUCAGUACGGGCACGAAUGCUGCAUACAUGGAAGAAUGCAGAUUAGUGCCAAAAUUGGAAGGGUACGGACUUCCGGAAGACGCAAAAGUCAUUAUCAACACCGAAUACGGCGCCUUCGACAACGACCGCCAGAUCCUCCCCUUCACCCCAUUCGACCACCAGAUCGACUCGGAAUCGCUGCGUCCUGGAACCCAGCUUUAUGAGAAAAUGGUUUCUGGCCUAUACAUCGGCGAAAUGCUGCGCCUGGUUAUGGUCAAGCUACACGAGGAAGGGAGGUUGUUCCAAGACAAAGAUAUCACGCGUCUUCGGGAGAGCAAUGUUGUCGAUGCGACCUUUCUCUCCAUCGCUGAAAUAGAUACUUCCGAGGGACUCGAUGAUAUGAGAAAAGAGUUUGAAGGUUUGUUUAACUUUUCUCCUGCCGUGGAUGAGAUGAAGGUAUGCCGGUAUUUGACUGGGUUAAUUGCAACCCGUGCGGCGCGAUUAUACGCCUGCGGGAUUGCGGCGAUUUGCAAGAGGAACAACAUCAGAGAGUGCCACGUUGGUGUUGAUGGGUCGGUUUUCAACAAGAAUAGCGGGUUUAAGGACCGUGCGAGUCAGGGUCUCCGUGACAUUCUUGACUGGCCGGUGGGGGAGAUUGACUUGAUUGCGUUGAACGCGUCCGAAGAUGGAUCUGGUGUCGGAGCGGCAUUGGCUGCAUCCUUAGCUUUGAAAGAGGCUGAUCAGAUUAAGACCACCAUUUUGUAG
Messenger RNA from Penicillium manginii, 1425 nucleotides. RefSeq names its product putative hexokinase (gene hxkB). Gene Ontology annotation, cellular component: cytosol; mitochondrion. Gene Ontology annotation, biological process: glucose 6-phosphate metabolic process; intracellular glucose homeostasis; glycolytic process. Gene Ontology annotation, molecular function: ATP binding; fructokinase activity; glucokinase activity. The record is from RefSeq and is a predicted model, not a curated record. The transcript has 3 exons. The coding region runs from base 1 to 1425 and encodes 474 amino acids. Lineage: Eukaryota; Fungi; Ascomycota; Eurotiomycetes; Eurotiales; Aspergillaceae.